AUUUGCAUAAUUUAUAAAUUGGUAUGUUUGACCAUUGAUCAGUGGUUAAAAUGGGCUGGAAAUUUAUUAUUCCAACUAAUUUCUAUAUACAUCACUUUUAAAAUGUAAAAAGUGGAGUUAUAUAUCUGCAUGUGGUGUUUUCCUCUUUGGCAUAAAGCACAAGGCCUCGAAUGCGCUGAGGAUUCAGGUACAAACUUUUCCCUGUUUUUUCUACGUUUUCCCUGUUUUCUAGGCGCCUGACUUUUAUUUUGAUGGGAACUCUUAUUGUGUAAUAUCGCGCUUCCGGUGGGCGUCAAAGACGCGAUCUCGCGUGUUUCUCUACACGUUGUUGUGGGCAUGAGAAAAGUAGCUUGCUUUAAAAAGGCUUUAGUCUUUUUGUAAUGCAUACCGUGCAACAUACUAAUCCAAAUAAUAACAUAUUAAUGACAUUCACUCCUAAAGGUGGUGUGUUAGUGUAAGACCACGUGUUUUCUAGCCAUCAUGGUCGAUCGAGUUGAGUUGGUCGUUGGGUGUUACGAGCAAAUAGUGUUUGGAUAUCGGCUCUCCCCGGGUGACAAGGAGUGGACAAUUGAGCCCAACUUUACCCAUCAUGCACACACAGCAUCACUGACCUCGCUUUCAUCCAGCGAUCAGUUCAUCGCCACCGGAAGCAACGAUGAAACCAUCCAGCUCUAUGAUAUGAGCAAGAAAACCGAACACGGGGCUUUGUUGCAUCACGAUGGUACUAUUUCUUGUCUGGAGUUUUACGGCUCGUCCCAUUUGCUCAGUGGAGGACACGAUGGGCUCAUGUGUGUGUGGAGCACCAAAAAAUGGCAAUGCUUAAAAUCCAUCAAAGCUCAUAAGGGUCAUGUUACUUCACUAUCAGUACACCCUUCUGGAAAACUCGCUCUCUCUGUCGGAACGGACAAAACUCUGCGAACAUGGAAUCUCAUUGAAGGACGUUCAGCUUUCAUCAAGAAUAUCAAACAGAACGCAGAGAUCGUCUUGUGGUCACCGGACGGAGAGCAGUAUGCAGUGGUUGCGAACGACCAAGUGGACAUCUACGUUCUGAAGUCUGCCGCGGUUAUUGGGACCAUCGCGUUUACUAAAAGGAUUUCGUGUGUGAAGUUUCUAAAGAACACGCUCUUGGCUGUGGGGGGAGAUGACGAGAGCGUGCGCGUCUACGACGUGACCUCACAGGAGCGUGUCUGCGAGUUCAAAGCACACGAGAACAGAGUAAAAGCCAUUGACAGCUUCUUGAAGGAUGAUUUCUGUGUCCUUGUUACGGCGUCCAACGAUGGAUUCGUUAAGUUGUGGAAGUUCGAUCUCGAGAACCCGGGGGCUCCUUCCCUGCUUGGCCAGGUGAACACCACCGCCAGACUCACCUGUCUCGCCAUUUGGAAACCUGGCGAAGCGAAGGAGGCUGUUGCGGUUCAGCCUGAAACUUCUAAAGCUGUUGCGGAGUCCUUGAAGCCAGCCAAUAGUAAAAGAGUGAGGCUACCCGGAGAAGAGGUGGUUCUAGAAGAAAGCAGCUCCACAAAACAAGGAAAAAAGAAGAAAAAACAAAAAGUGCAAUAAAAUGUUUUAUUGAAA
Messenger RNA from Puntigrus tetrazona (Sumatra barb), 1572 nucleotides. RefSeq names its product PAK1 interacting protein 1 (gene pak1ip1). The coding region runs from base 481 to 1557 and encodes 358 amino acids. Gene Ontology annotation, molecular function: protein binding. NCBI's taxonomy places the organism in Eukaryota, Metazoa, Chordata, Actinopteri, Cypriniformes, Cyprinidae. The record is from RefSeq and is a predicted model, not a curated record. The transcript has 10 exons.